GCCGGAGAAGGCGCCCAACGGCGGGAGCGACGGCGGGGCGGCAGGAAGCGAGGGGCCGCUGCGCGCCGCUCGUCCUGUUAUGCGAGAGCGCUCCCGCCCCCGGGGCCGACGGGAGGCGGGCGACAGCGGCAGGAGCGCGGGCGGGGCGGCGUCGCCCCGGAGAGAGCGGCGGGGUGCCCCGGCCCCGGCGGCGGGCGGCAGCCGUAGGCUGGCGAUGGAGGAAGGGGCAGCAGACCUGCGACAGAGAAAGAAGCAAAACUGCACAGAAUCUGACAAAAUGGCUCCAGAGGAGAGAAACAAAGAAAACUCAAAGCUGGGAAGAUCGCCAAAAUAUAUGUUAAUUCAGCGUUUUGCGAAACUUUUCUUUGGUUGUCUUGCGGCAGUCACUAGUGGAAUGAUGUAUGCUGUGUACCUCUCAACAUAUCAUGAACGGAAAUUCUGGUUUUCCAGCAGGCAGGAACUUGAACGAGAAAUUACAUUUCAGGGUGACAGCGCCAUUUAUUACUCAUUCUAUAAAGAACUGCUAAAGGCUCCUUCCUUUGAAAGAGGUGUUUAUGAAUUGACACACAACAAUAAGACAAUAUCACUGAAGACGAUAAAUGCAGUCCAGCAAAUGACUUUGUAUCCAGAGUUGAUUGCCAGUGUUUUAUAUCAAGCAUCUGGUAGCGAAGAAGUUAUUGAACCAGUGUAUUUCUACAUUGGUAUAGUUUUUGGACUGCAGGGAAUUUAUGUGACUGCAUUGUUUGUAACCAGUUGGGUUAUGAGUGGGACUUGGCUGGCAGGAAUGCUGACUGUAGCAUGGUUCAUUAUUAACAGGACAGAUACAACAAGAAUUGAUUACUCCAUACCAUCAAGGGAAAAUUGGGCUUUGCCAUAUUUUGCAUGUCAAGUAGCAGCUCUCACAGGCUAUUUAAAAAAAAACCUAAAUUGUUCUGCUGAGAAGUUUUGUUACCUUUUGGUGAGUGCUUCAACAUAUACCUUCAUGAUGAUGUGGGAAUACAGUCAUUAUCUCCUGUUUGUUCAGGCUGUUUCUCUUUUUCUGCUAGACAGCUUUGCCCUGGCACAGACAGAGAAGGUGCAUGAAGUAUACAAAAUCUACUUGUUUUCUCUCUUCUUGGGGUACCUUUUGCAGUUUGAAAAUUCAGUCUUACUAGUGUCACCAUUACUGAGCCUUGUAGCAGCUUUAAUGCUCUCUAAAUGCCUUCAGAUGAACAUGAAAAAAGGUACAUUGAUGUCAAGAUUGCUGAAAAUAAUGUACAUUUAUUUGGUACUUACAGUAACAGUGACACUAAACUUGUUACUAAAGAUGUUUCUUCCUCAUAAAGAAAAUGAACAUUUGCUGAAGUUUAUUGAAGUAAAACUUGGCUUAAACACGACUAAGAAUUUUACAAUGAAUUGGCUCCUUUGUCAAGAAUCUCUUCAGGCACCCUCCCAAGACUUUUUUUUGCGACUAACACAGUCAUCGCUGUUGCCUUUCUAUAUUUUAGUAUUAAUUAUCUGCCUUUUUUCUGUAACUCAGGUCAUUUUUAGGAGAAUUUGUGGUGAACCACUGAAAGAGACAGUUAAACUUGAGGAUGGUCGAAUUGGAGAGAGGCCAGAAAUAGUUUAUCAUGUAAUUCACACAAUUUUACUUGGUUGUCUAGCGAUGUGUUUGGAAGGAAUGAAAUAUCUAUGGACGCCUUAUGUUUGCAUGCUUGCUGCAUUUGGUGUGUGCUCUCCCGAACUUUGGAUGACGCUUUUCAAGUGGCUUCGACUGAAAGCUGUGCAUCCGAUAUUGCUGGCUCUUAUUCUGAGUAUGGCAGUUCCCACGAUAAUUGGAUUCAGCUUGUGGAAAGAGUUUUUCCCUAGGAUAAUGACAGAGCUUUCAGAACUACAAGAGUUCUAUGAUCCUGAUACAGUAGAACUUAUGACAUGGAUAAAACGACAGGCUCCUGUGGCUGCUGUGUUUGCAGGCAGCCCGCAGUUAAUGGGUGUGAUUAAGCUUUGUACUGGCUGGAUGGUGUCAAGCUUGCCUUUAUAUAAUGAUGACGAUCUUCUAAAAAGAAAUGAAAAUAUUUAUCAGAUCUAUUCAAAGAGGUCAGCAGAGGAUAUUUAUAAGAUACUUACAUCUUACAAAGCCAAUUUUCUGGUUAUUGAAGAUUCAAUUUGCAAUGAAGUGGGACCUGUAAGAGGAUGUAGAGUUAAAGAUCUAUUGGAUAUUGCCAAUGGUCAUGUGGUUUGUGAGGAAGGUGACAGUUAUGCCUACUCAAAAUAUGGACGAUUUUGUCAUGAAAUCAAAAUGAACUAUUCUCCAUAUGUGAAUUAUUUUACGCGGGUAUACUGGAAUAGAUCCUACUUUGUGUAUAGAAUCAACACUGUGAUAUCCUUCCAGUCGUGAAAAAGCAUGCAAGUUCUUUCUGAAGAUUGAUUGUGAAUGAAAUCCAGUUGGAAAAGUCACAUUUUGAUCAAGGAAGUCAUUUUUGCAGAUACUUGUGCACGCAUGCAGUGUAUUGACAACUUUAUUUUACCAAACUGGAAUUCUCUGAACUACAGAUCAACAGACACAGAUAGCAUCUUCGAAGGAAACAGGAAAAUUUGUCAAUUUUACAGUCUCUACAAAGUGUGACAGUCUUCCAUGUUUUUGCAUUUUUCUUCCCAAUACAAACCACCUUAAUCUUCAUGUAAAUGAAAUUUCUAACUGUAGUAUUAGAGAGCUGAUGUGGGUAGACUGCAGUAAAUGCAGAAAGAUUAUUUAAAGAGCUCAUUUAAGUCAUAUAGCUUUUAUUUUCUAGCAAGAAAGCAAUUGGUAUCUUGAGUCUUUUCAAGUAAGUGUUUGGGGGUUUUGGUUUUUUUGUUGUUUUCAUUGUUCCUGUCUUCCACUGUAAACAUUUCUGUGUUUAUGAAGCAUACGUUCAUACAUCUUACGUGUAGCUAUAGUGUUUGUAUAAAUCAAAUAAGGAAGCCUUUAUUUAACAACACUUCCAGAGAUUAAGGCACUGAUCUCUACAUUGUUAAGAGACAUGUUGGUGGAAGUGCUUGGACUUAGACCUAGCAGUAGGAGUUAACAAGAUCAGAUCUUCAGUUUGGAAAGAACUUGUCUUCAGGUUUUUUCCAUGCUUAAAUGUGUAUGUGUGUAUGCAUACGUGUGUCUUAGCAGCCAUCAGAACGGGCCAGUAUACAACUGUAUGCCAUACUUGGUUUUAGACAAGGGUAGCAGGACAACCAGGUUUGCUGCUGAGACUUCUGCACUUCUGUUUCACCCCUUCUGUGUGUGCGCUGGUGUGUGUGUGUAUGUAUGGGGAGGGAUGGGUGAUCCUCAUUUUGUUCAAUUUUUAUGUGAUAGUUAUAUUAAGAUAGUGCCAUAACUGCAAUGUAAAAACCUAUAUUCACCACCAUUGAUAAAUAAUGGUACAGUUUUUCAUAUCUAUUUUUAUAUCAAUUAUGCAACUACACUGAGAUCUUUGAAAAUUGGGGAAAGUACUCUGCGAUCUUGCUUCCCUCUCAAAUUUGUCUUCCUUGUAUGACCCCCUUUUCCUCUACAACUAUUUUUUGUAACAAAUGGGCUGUUCAUCCUGUUUGUUGCUGGAUAAUAUACCUUCAAGAGAAUAUUCAGCUCUGGGCCUAAUCCUGGUGGUGUGAGUGGAAAAUCCAAUAAAAGGUAACGGUAGCUUUGCUUACGUAGGUGUAGCUGAACAAAAAGCCAGGACAUAAGUUUUGGAAGAGGUUAUUCAUCUGUUAGGAGUUAACCUGCAGUUAUGGAUUUGUGUAACACCUGGCCCAGAGACCAGUCUAGCGGGCAUAUGGGAACAGUUCUUUGGAGCCCAUGUAUGAUGUAUCCGUGAUGAAGGAUCGGGCAUAAUAGGAGGAACCCUCAACUGAAAAAUCUGCAAACCAUUCUGCAAAUGAAAGCUGCAAAAUGAUCCUUACUGCACUUCUUGAUAAAAUAACAAAGUCAGAGAUUUUUAACUCUGGAAUUAUUAGGAACUGCAGCAGGUUGGUGUAUGUGGGGGUUCUUAUCUGCUCUACACAGAUAUACUUCCUUACUUUGCAGUAAGUGCUGCAGGUAGUGCUGCAAUUUUUUAAAACCUAUGAUCACUGUUGCAAUGAUUUAAAAGAAAAAAAGUUUUAUUGUUGUAAAAGUCAAGAUGUCUGUAAUCUGUUUUUUACUUUCAGUUACAUUUGUAGGCCUAUGAGUCUUGACAGGAUGUUAAAUUCUGCGUUUUAUUUGAAACCAAUAUUCAGAUAAAUAUACUGGAUGUGAUCAUGGAGAGAAACAUUUGUCAGUAUAACUGAGUUACAAGUUAAAAGUAAAUAUCCCUUCUGGGGAUGCAGUUGUGUUGGGGGCAGUGUGUAUGUGUGUCUGGCCAAAUGCAGUCUGCAUUUGUUUGCUUAUGCACGAGUGCAUAUGUUUUACUGCACUGGUAUUUCAGAAUUUUCAAUUACCAUGUAACAGUGGAAGCGAGUUUAUUAACUUGAGCUAUGGCAGGCCUGCAGGAACCUUCUCUGUAUGUGCUAGUGUAGAUGUAGAUGUAAUAUUUGGAAGUAAGUUUAGAGUUCCUUAUACAAUUUAAGUUUGUUUGAGUCGCUGUCAAGGAAUUACAUGUCUGUCAGUCAUUUACUUGCCUGAAGUUAAGAAUUCAUGAAUACCAUUUCAUAACAGCAAUAAGGCAUUCCAGGUAGCAAACUUCAGGGUUACAACUGCACUUGGGUGGAUGAAGUCGCAUAGCUUACGGCUUCAUGCCUUAGACUGCCAUGCCAAGAUGCAAUAUUUAACUAUCCUUGACCGCCUGUUGUUUUUUACCGCAUACAUAUGUUUACCGCAAUGCUGUAUGUAUGCAUUACCACGUAGAUAGUAGUUUGAAUACUUACAUGUAGAGCACACGUCAAAAAAACACUAAUGAGACCAUCCGUACAUCUAAGAAAACUAUCUUGUAGGGUAGUUUGGCCUUUACACAUGUUUAAAUGAACAUGUUGAACUUUAUUUGAACUGUGACAUAGUUAUUAUUAGUUUUGUCAUAGUUUUUAAGAUGUAUUCUUGAUACUUCAAUUGAUUCUGCUUUAGGAGAAUCAUUUAAGAUUUUUACCUUGCUUUUUAUAUUAGAGAAAAUUGUAUUGCAGCACCAUUGGCACAGCAGCCUUAAGUAGCAGAAGGAGCCUUUUAUGUGGGAAAAAUAUUGCCGUUGUUCCAGUAAAAAGGCAACAUUUUUUAAAUGAAUGACUGGAAGAAUCAUGUCUUAGAAAAUUAUGAACUUGAAUUUCUUAUCCAGCUAUGGAUUAGCAAAAAUAUUGUCUAUUCUUAUCUCCACCUUCUGUGAAAAAUAAACAGUAAGUUUCAUGAUAUCCCUCAGAAGAACAGCGAUAGGGCGUAAUUACUUUGGAGUUGUACAUGCAACCCUAGCUUGGUUUUCAACCAGGUCACAGGUUUAACUGCCUGAAAGGGCUGGGGGAAUGUUUUGCAAAUUUUGAUCUGUUUUGCUGUAGAUAGAUGUUGCAAUUCAGUUGAAACAUGUGCCUUGCAAGCUUUUAUUAAACAAACAAAAAACUCAA
Messenger RNA from Falco peregrinus (peregrine falcon), 5526 nucleotides. RefSeq names its product dpy-19 like 4 (gene DPY19L4). Gene Ontology annotation, cellular component: nuclear inner membrane. Gene Ontology annotation, molecular function: mannosyltransferase activity. Lineage: Eukaryota; Metazoa; Chordata; Aves; Falconiformes; Falconidae. The transcript has 19 exons. Bases 80 to 2377 code for a protein of 765 amino acids. The record is from RefSeq and is a predicted model, not a curated record.